Caenorhabditis remanei is the source of this 1263-nucleotide messenger RNA. RefSeq lists its product as uncharacterized. The transcript has 3 exons. NCBI's taxonomy places the organism in Eukaryota, Metazoa, Nematoda, Chromadorea, Rhabditida, Rhabditidae. Gene Ontology annotation, cellular component: cytoplasm. The record is from RefSeq and is a predicted model, not a curated record. Gene Ontology annotation, molecular function: tryptophan-tRNA ligase activity; ATP binding. Gene Ontology annotation, biological process: tryptophanyl-tRNA aminoacylation. The coding region runs from base 1 to 1263 and encodes 420 amino acids.
AUGGCUAAUCCAGCGCCAGAAAAUGUUGAGGCGAAAGUCGAAGAGCUCCAAGUGAACGGAGUCGCCCAUCAAGAAGAGGAAGAAGACGACGAUAAGGUGACACCUUGGGAAGUAACGACGACAAAAGCGACAGGAAUCGAUUACGAUAAACUGAUUGUAAAAUUCGGUUGCCGUAAACUCGAUGAUGACGUCAUUGCUCGUUUCGAACGGGUGACCGGACACAAAGCAUGCCCAAUGCUCCGACGUGGAAUGUUCUUCGCUCACAGAGACUUCGUAGCGAUCCUCGAUCUGAAAGAGCAAGGAAAACCAUUCUACCUGUACACUGGACGUGGUGCUUCAUCGGGAUCUCUCCAUUUGGGACAUCUUGUGCCAUUCAUGUUCACAAAAUGGCUUCAGGAGGUGUUCGAUGUCCCAUUGGUCAUUCAGAUGACUGAUGAUGAGAAAUUCUUGUGGAAUGAAAAAAUGAAGGUCGAGGACGCCAAGAAGAUGGCUCGUCAGAACAUGAAAGACAUCAUCUCCGUUGGCUUCGAUCCCACCAAAACCUUCAUUUUCAAUGAUUUCGAUUACAUGUGUCCACCAUUCUACGAGAACAUUGUCAAAAUCUGGAAGGUUGUCAAUGCGAAUCAAGCUCGCGCGAUUUUCGGAUUCACCCCUGAAGAUUGUAUGGGCAAAGCGGCAUUCCCUGCCGUCGAAGCCGCCCCAUGCUUCGCCUCCUCGUUCCCACACAUCUUCGGAGAGAAGGGAAAGAAGAAUGACAUUCCUUGCCUGAUUCCAUGCGCCAUUGACCAGGAUCCAUACUUCAGAAUGUGCCGUGACGUGGCACCAAGACUGAAGGCGGCAAAACCAUCACUCAUCUUCUCCAGUUUCCUGCCAGCGUUGCAGGGAGCUCAGACGAAAAUGAGUGCAUCGGAGCCGAAUACUUGUAUCUUUUUGAAUGAUACACCGAACCAGAUUAAGAAUAAGAUCAAUAAAUACGCAUUCUCCGGUGGCCAACAAACCGUCGAAGAGCACCGCGCGAAGGGAGGCAACUGCGACGUGGAUAUUAGCUUCCAAUUCCUUCGUUUCUUCUUGGAAGACGAUGCGGAACUCGCCAGAAUCCGUGAACAAUACACGAAAGGAGAACUUUUGUCGGGAGAGCUGAAGGCCCGUGCCACGUUGGAAGUGCAGAAAAUUGUUGCGGAAAUGAAGGAGAGACGGGAUAAGGUCACUGAUGAGACUGUCAAUGAGUUCACCAAAAUCCGCUCGUUGGCUUAUCAAUACUGA